AUGUUCUCGACCAUUGCGAAUGCGCCGGCGAAACAGUCCGUAGGCGAGACCAUCGCGGUCCUCGGCGGACGUCUCAACUCUGCGACCCUCCUCGAAGACCGCCGUGCUGCGAUUCUGGGACUGCGAAGUUUCGCCAAGGAUUAUCCUGCCUCUGUAGCGUCCGGCGCCCUGCGAAGCUUGAUUGGCAGUCUAUCCAAAGAUGGCGAGGAUGUCGACACAGUCAAGGUUGUCCUCGAGACCCUGUUGAUGCUGUUUGACCCCAACCAGGACAGUCCAGAAGCUUCCGAAGACAUAGCUCUCUGGCUAGCCGACGAAUUCACCCAGAGGCAAGAGAACGUGACGUUGCUUCUCGACUUCCUCGAAACAAACGACUUUUACUCGCGAUUAUAUUCUCUACAGCUGCUGUCCGCGGUACUCUCGGCCCGUGCUGACCGAACCGAAGCUUGUGUAUUUGCAGCACCACUUGGCAUAUCCAGCUUGGUAGCUGUGUUGGAAGAUCGACGCGAUGCCGUCCGGAACGAGGCCGUUUCGCUUCUGACAUACCUCACUCCCACUUCGCCAGAUAUCCAGAAGGCAAUCGCCUUUCAGGGCGCCUUUCAACGGAUAUUCGCCAUCAUUGCGGCCGAGGGCGGCCUGUCCGAGGGCGACAGAAUCGUCGAGGACUGUCUGGUCCUGCUGGUGAAUCUUCUCAGACUGAACCAGUCCAACCAAUAUACAUUCCGGGAAGAAGGAUAUAUAGCCAACUUAUCUCAGCUUCUCAAAUCCACAUAUGAGCUCGGAAAAGAGGCCGAAGAGGUGGCGCAAUGGGCACAGCAGCAGGGAUCUCGAAACACUUACGCAUUACUCGCUAUUGUGCGGCUGUUUCUAACGCCUGGCGAAAAGGAGACGCCGCAGAACCAGAGAGCAUUCUGGCAGCAUGGCGUCCUCUACCAUGCUUUGCAGCUUGCUUUUGCACAGGCUGCAGAUGUCUCGAUACGCGCGGAAGCGUUGACGGUAUGCUCAGAAAUCAUCCGUGGCAACCGCGAGCUCCAGGAAGGCUUCGCUCAGCUCCAGGUGCCUAGUGUCCUCCCAAAUGAUGUGAACGGCGUCAAUGGGAAGACGAAUGGUAUUUCCGUCACACUUGUGUAUGUGAUUGAUGGCCUACUCGAUCUUACCUUGAGUGUGACUUCGUUGCAAUUAUUCGACCUACGGAUGGCUGCGUGCGAGUGUUUGAAAGCUUAUCUAUAUGGUCACGACGAGAUUCGACUGCAUUUUCUUCAUCGCGCUAUCGAGGGGUAUAGCAGUGGGAGCGACGAAACUGCUAAUGUUCUGACUACCCUUCUCCAGCCAUCUGCUUCAACAUCCAACGAUCCAUAUCGUCAUUGGUUUGCAUCCAUUGUUAUGUUUCAUCUUCUUCACGAGACUGACGAUGGCCAUGAGCCAAAGGCCAAGACACUUGCCAUGUCUUUGACCGAAGGCGAUGCUGAAAGUGGUGAAGAGGUUGUGACCAGCAUACAGACUAUUACAGCCCACCUACUCAGCGGACUGAAAACCGGCAUAGAUGAACGCGUCAUCAUGGGAUACCUCAUGCUUCUCAUCGGCUGGCUGUGGCACAAUCCAGCCGGCGUCGACGACUUUCUUGGAGAAGGAAGCCAUCUGCAGGGACUAACCGAGGUUGUCCAAGAACCGAAAAGUAAUGCUAUGGUACGUGGUCUGAGUGCCAUGUUAUUGGGUGUUAUCUACGAAUAUUCCACCCGAGAGUCACCUAUACCACGUCCGUCCUUGCACGAGGCUCUGCUGUCACGAAUGAGCCGCGGUAACUACCAGGUCUCCUUGCGAAAUCUCCUGAAGCAUCCAAUGAUGCGGGAUUUCGAGGUUAUCCCUCAAAAGGCUGACGACUCUGGAGAGCUUCCGGAAGUCUUCUUUGAUGCCACGUUUGUCGAAUUCUACAAAGACCACUGCAACCACGUGAUUCGUGCGAUUGACACGGAUCCUGCAAUCGAGACGUCUGUGGUGGUGAAUGGUGAAGAGAAAGGCGUUUCUCGCCAGCUGGUUGAUGAUCUCCGAGCAGAACUCGAUGCUGUCCGUGCCAAACAAGAUGAAUACUACCGGAAUUGGCAGUCGUCACUCAUGGAUGGUACUGCAUCUAAUAAACAGCUUGGACAACAACUGGAAAGCACAGUGGCAGAGCUGAACAGAAUCAAAUCUCUCAAUGAUGCUCUUCAUCGAAACCAUGAAAGCGAGAUCAAGAAUCUGCACCGAAAGCAUGAAGAAGCCGUCAGAUCUUCUGAUCGCAAGUAUGAAGAGUCUUUGAAAGUUUUGCAACGAAAGCACGAUGACGAAGCCAGAGCCUACCAGCGCAAACAUGAGCAAGAGACCAAAGCCCUGCAGCGGAAGGUCGACCAAUUGGAGAACCAGAACAAAAGCCUUGAGGCCGAGAACAAGGAUGUGAAGCAGAAGUUUGGCGAUACACUCAGAGCCAUUCAGCGUCUAGAGGAACAGCUUAAAUCGACUGAAGAACAGGCUGCCAACAAGACGGCGGAAAUUCAGCGACAACUUGAUUAUGUCAAGAAAACAUCUGAAGCUGAAGCAGCUCGAAAGGAGCGCCGCACUGGUGCUGAGAUAGCAGAUCUCCGAGCCAAUGUCAGCCGAUUGGAAUUGGACUUGAUGAAGGCAGCCAAGACGCACUCAGAGGAGGUCCAAGGUGCCAGAGCCGAACUCGAGGCCGAGACUGUCAAGGCUAAGGAGGCCGAGAAACGCGCGCAAGACUUCCAAACUCAAUUGCAAGAAGCACAAGAGUCGGCAAAGAAUGCUGCUGCUCAAUUACAAGCACGUGUUCAACAGCUCGAGACCGAUUACAAUGCCCGGCUUGAGGCUGCAGAAGCUGGAAAGGCAAACGAACUCAAGAGUCUAAGAUCCGGUCUUGAAAAGAAGUAUGCGGACAAUCUCGAGAAAGCCGAAGCUAAGCUCAAGCAGGAGCACGCUGGCGAGCUAGAGGAGCAAAGAUCCCAGUCCGAGAAGGCCAGGGUCGAGCUUGAAAAGAAGCAUGCUGACAAGCUCGAGCAGGUCAGCGGAGAUCUCAAGCGAGAACACGCUGAUGAGCUUGAGCAGAGUAAAGCUCAACUCGAAAAGGCCCAGAGCGAUCUCCAAAAAGCCACAUCUCAGCCAAAACAGCAGAAGAAUGAUGAAUUAGAAAAGGCCAAGUCUCAACUCAAGAAAGCCCUGGAGGAUCUUGCAGAAUCCAAGUCUCAGAUCAAGAAAUCUGAGGAUGAGCUCAAGAAUGCCAAGACUCAGUCAAAACAGCAAAAGACCGAUGAGGUUGAGAAGCUGAAAGAACAGCUCAAGAAGGCUGAGGAUGAACUUCAGAAAGCGAAAUCCCAGUCCAAGAAGCAGAAGGAUGGUGAGGUUGAGAAGCUGAAGGGCGAGCUCAAGAAGGCCGAAGAUGAGCUUCAGAAGUCCAAGUCUCAGUCAAAGCAGCAAAAGGACAGCGCUUUGGAGAAGCUGCAAGCCGAACUCAAGAAGGCCGAAGAGAAGCUCCAGAAAGCAACGUCUGAGUCCAAGAAAACUGAAGAAGAACUGCAGAAAGCAAAAUCCCAAUCGCAGAAGGCCGAAGACGAGCUACUGAGAAUAAAAGCCGAGUCGGAAACUCCCAAGGAGGAGCUCCAAAAAGCCAAAUUGCAGCUGGAAAAGAUCAACACCGCGGUCAAGCAGAAGGAUGCCGAGCUCAAGACAAAGGAUGAGGAAAGAAUGGCUACACAGACAGAGUUGGACGAUCUCCUCAUGGUCUUUGGUGACCUUGAGGAGAGGGUGGAAAAGUACAAGAAGCAGGUACAGGAGCUCGGUGGAACAGUGUCAGACGCGGAGGACGACGACGACGACGAAGACGAAGACGAUGAGGAAGACGAUGACGAUGACGACGGUGUUGACUAA
Messenger RNA from Pestalotiopsis fici W106-1, 3909 nucleotides. RefSeq lists its product as uncharacterized. The transcript is spliced from 2 exons. Gene Ontology annotation, cellular component: endoplasmic reticulum; Golgi membrane; ER to Golgi transport vesicle membrane. Gene Ontology annotation, biological process: intracellular protein transport; vesicle fusion with Golgi apparatus; endoplasmic reticulum to Golgi vesicle-mediated transport. The record is from RefSeq and is a predicted model, not a curated record. NCBI's taxonomy places the organism in Eukaryota, Fungi, Ascomycota, Sordariomycetes, Amphisphaeriales, Sporocadaceae. The coding region runs from base 1 to 3909 and encodes 1302 amino acids.